This is a messenger RNA of Puccinia triticina, 2370 nucleotides long. RefSeq lists its product as uncharacterized. The transcript has 14 exons. Gene Ontology annotation, cellular component: mitochondrial inner membrane. The coding region runs from base 1 to 2370 and encodes 789 amino acids. The record is from RefSeq and is a predicted model, not a curated record. Gene Ontology annotation, biological process: protein quality control for misfolded or incompletely synthesized proteins; mitochondrion organization. Lineage: Eukaryota; Fungi; Basidiomycota; Pucciniomycetes; Pucciniales; Pucciniaceae. Gene Ontology annotation, molecular function: ATP hydrolysis activity; ATP-dependent peptidase activity; metalloendopeptidase activity.
AUGACCCGACUCGAAUGUUUAUGGUCGAGAGUGGUCUCGAUCAAAGCACCGCACCCUCAUACGAUUCAUGCCCUGUCUGCUCGUGGCUCGUUUUGCCGGUCAACCAUCGGAUCAGGCAGUCCAGGAACGUGGAAACCGAUCUCCAGUCUCAGGGCCCAACUCUCGCUCUACUCCACCGCCACCCCGCCACCCUCGUCUCACUCCGCCGGCUCACUCGAAGAGCUUCUCAACCCAAAACCAUACUCGGAGCUGAUCGCCCAAACUCAGGCCAGCUCACAGCACUCGGCACAGCUCAUCCAACGGCUCGACCAACUCUUCAGCCUUAGCCAUCAGCAACUCAGCACCCCACAGCAACUGGCGCUUGUCGGCCUCCUCACCGACCACCGGCUAUGGUCUGCGUACCUCCAUGCACUCAUCCAGCAGUCGGACCAGCCUAUCGGCCAACUCACCCAGACCAUCCAGCUCAAGUCUCAACGACGUCAAGCCAUCCUCGAUCAACUCAGCCCCUGCACCCCUUCCUCAUCGCCCCCUCAGCCCAACGCCCCACCAAUCCAGUCGGACCAGAAUACCCAGAGCAGCACCAACACAACACCAACGACCGCCACCCCUGACAGCAAACCGCACUCGAUCGCGGCCUUCCUGGCUUCCUUCAAGCUCAAUCCUGCCACUCUGAUCUCGGCUCUCUUCAACCGCGCCGGCACCAAAGCUACCAUCCAGAACAUCAAGGACUCCGAGCUUCAUGCUGCCAAUCGGGACGCUAUUGCUGCCUCCCAGCCUCGUUCCCAGUCAUCGUCCCUCGAUUCACAGCUGUUCCCUAAUCUGAAAUCGGACACUCGUGCUAAUUCGGAAAAUGUCGGAACCAUCAAGGUGGUUGUGGAGGAACUUAGGGGGAACCCUAUUCUGCGAGCCCUGCGCUUCCUUGCAGUCACCUUGGUCUAUUCAUUUAUCAUGUUGACUUUGCUCAGUUUGGUGAUGGACUCGUCUGGAUUGCUGAAAGCGACCUCCCCGACUGGCGGACCCACAGAAUUCAAGCCACAAGGCCAAAAACCAGUCACAUUUGGUGAUGUACAUGGCUGUGACGAAGCUAAGGAAGAGCUGAAAGAGGUCGUCGAUUUCUUGAAAGAUCCUCUGAGAUUUGCGAGAUUGGGUGGACGUUUACCACGAGGUGUCUUGUUGACCGGUCCUCCCGGAACUGGGAAAACGUUACUAGCUCGAGCUGUUGCGGGUGAAGCCGGAGUGCAAUUUUUCAUUGCAUCUGGGUCGGAGUUUGACGAGAUGUAUGUUGGUGUUGGAGCUCGUCGGAUUCGAGAGCUCUUUGCUGCGGCCCGAAAGGCAGCUCCCGCGAUUAUCUUCAUUGAUGAGCUGGACGCUAUCGGUGGCAAACGAUCACCGAAGGAUCAGCAUUACAUGAAACAGACCCUCAAUCAGCUUUUGGUUGAACUCGAUGGCUUUCAACAGAGUGAAGGUGUUAUCUUGAUGGCAGCCACCAAUUUUCCAGCUUCCCUCGACAAGGCUCUCACACGUCCCGGAAGGUUUGAUCGACACGUUGCAGUACCGUUACCUGAUGCUAGAGGGAGGAUUCAGAUUUUGAAGCAUCACUCUAAGAACGUGACCGUUGACCCAGCCCUUGACCUUACUGUUGUCGCCAGGUCCACGCCUGGCUUUUCUGGAGCCGAUUUGCAAAACUUAGUCAAUCAGGCCGCUGUCAAAGCCUCGCGAGAAGGUGCCCAGUCGGUUCGGGCCCUUGACUUUGAUUGGGCUCGUGAUCGGAUCAUGAUGGGAGCUGAAAACAAGAGCUACAUCACCACUGCUGAUCAAAAGAAAUUAACGGCCUACCACGAAGCUGGACAUGCGUUGGUCAGCAUGUAUACUCCUGGUGCCACUCCGCUACACAAAGUCACAUGUCUUCGCAGAGGGCACGCACUUGGAAUUACACAUUUCUUGCCGGAAAUCGAUAAAGUCACGGAAAGCUACAAGGAGUGUUUAGCAAGACUUGAUGUCGGUAUGGGGGGUCGUGCAGCCGAAGAGAUUUUGAUGGGAAAAGAAAACGUGACGUCGGGUGCAUCGUCGGAUAUCGAUAAUGUGACCUUGGUAGCCACGGCGAUGAUCCGAGAGAUGGGAUUCUCGACCAGGUUAGGCCCCCGUGCGUACCGAACCGAUGACCAGUUGGCGCCGAACACCCUAGCGUCGAUCGACGGUGAGAUCCAGGAGAUGGUUGAGGCCGCCGCUUCGAGAGCCCUCAACCUCUUGCAAUCCAAACGGGAUGAAUUGGAUCGGUUGGCUUUGGCUUUGAUCGAAUACGAAACCCUUUCGGCUGAAGAAGCUUGGAAAGUGGUGAAAGGUCAUAAGCUUGAACGAAAUACUGUUUGA